ACUUAGGGGAAAAAAUCAUGUUCAAAAUAAGCCAUCUGAUUCUGCUUUAACUGAGCGUGGUUGCAGCAAGUGGUUUGAUGGACAGAGCGCGUUUGGUUUUCAUUAGAUUGUCUCGACACUGACCCCUUGCCCCAUCUACAGUAAUGUGAAACCAGUCCUCUGGCAGGCGCACUGUGCGGAAGAGAGCCGAGCAGAGCUGAUGCAGUCUGUACUGCUUUCACUACCCGGUCCACAGGCUGGACUGCGCUGCUGCACCAGAAGCUGCUACCCAAGUAGUAACACAGCCUACUACCAGAAAAACGCACAAUGGCCAGGAAGCAGUGUUAAUGAGCAUAGAUGGUAAAGCUGUGCAGACUUCGCUGAGGGACUUUUUUUUUUCUUGUUUGGUAUUUUUUUCCUGGAGGUGUGAUCUCGCAGUCAUGGUGUGCUGUCCGGCUCCCAGAGGUUUGCGGAGAGGCAGCUGGGGCUUCGCUCCUCUGCUGGCUGCCGUGCUGCUCACACUUCUGCUCGCAGGGAUGCAACAGACCACAGCGUUUCCCUCCUGGAGGUUAGAGGAAGAAGCUUACACCACUGUGUUGCUCAUCGGGAUCCGCAAAGAGGCCCGUUCACAAAUGCUUCACCUCUCCAGGAACAAGCGCUACACUCUCACCCCGGAGCAGCUGAAAUGGGACAAGUUCAAGCUAACAUACAAGUUGCUGUCCUACCCUACAAACUUGAUAAAUGCCAGCGACACGCGUCGAGGCAUUGCCAAGGCUUUCGGCAUGUGGAGCGAUGUCUCGCCGUUCAGCUUCAGAGAAGUGCCAGCUGACCAAGAGGCAGACAUUAAGAUCGGCUUCUACCCCAUCAACCACACAGACUGUCUGCAGUCCUACUUGCACCAUUGUUUCGACGGCAUCACAGGAGAAUUGGCUCAUGCAUUUUUCCCGCCAACAGGAGAGAUCCACUUUGACGACCACGAAUACUGGAUUCUGGGAAACAUGCGCUUCAGCUGGAAGAAAGGGGUUUGGCUGACGGACCUUGUCCACGUGGCAACGCAUGAAAUUGGCCACGUCCUGGGACUCAUGCACUCCAUGGACCCAAAAGCUAUAAUGCACCUGAAUGCAACUCUCACAGGGCGCAAGCUAAUCACACAGGAUGAAGUGUGGGGUUUGCACCGUCUCUACGGAUGUUUGGACCGGUUAUUUAUCUGUCCAGCCUGGGCUCGGAAAGGCUAUUGCGACAGCAAGCGCAAGCUGAUGCAGAAGCACUGCCCCUCCAGCUGUAAUUUCUGUUACGAUUUCCCUUUCCCUACUGUGGCUCCCACCCCGACACCCCCAAGGACCAAACACAAGCUGGUCGUCGAGGGCAAAAAGCUUACCUUUCGUUGUGGGAAGAAAAUAGCAUCUAAGAAAGGCAAAGUAUACUGGUACAAGGACGGCGAGCUGCUGGAGUACUCCCACCCGAACUACAUCUCCUUGAAAGACGACCACAUAACUAUAGUGGCCAACGCCAUCAACGAAGGCACAUACACCUGCAUUGUGAAGAAAAAAGACAAAGUCCUCACAAACUACUCCUGGAGGGUGCGCGUGCGCUUCUGAAGGCCGCGCGAACCCCUCUGCACACUGAACAGGACGCGCGCGCACACUUCUCACACACACACACACACGGUCACGAGGAGACCUCAUUCACUAGGGCACAUAUUUGUCGUUUUCCCCCUCAUCUUUACUUUCUACACACAACUGUAUCUUUGAUUAUUUGUCGUUGUGUAAAUUCAUUUUAAUAUGUGCAAAAAAAAUAAAUAAACG
Molecule: messenger RNA, 1784 nt
Organism: Scomber japonicus (chub mackerel)
Lineage: Eukaryota; Metazoa; Chordata; Actinopteri; Scombriformes; Scombridae
Gene: mmp23ba
Product: matrix metallopeptidase 23ba
Exons: 8
Coding region: 327-1577 (416 amino acids)
Biological process (GO): collagen catabolic process; proteolysis; extracellular matrix organization
Cellular component (GO): extracellular matrix
Molecular function (GO): metalloendopeptidase activity; zinc ion binding
Source: RefSeq, a predicted model, not a curated record